Messenger RNA from Strongylus vulgaris, 1047 nucleotides. The record is from the annotation of a GenBank genome assembly. NCBI's taxonomy places the organism in Eukaryota, Metazoa, Nematoda, Chromadorea, Rhabditida, Strongylidae.
AUGCAAUUGCAUUCUAUUAAGCUCGCUCUUCUCAUGGACGACAUCUCUAAGUGGUUUCGGGACACAGCUUCCAAACUCCUCACCAGUGCUCGAGUUGACGGUUCUGGAAAACUUUCAAAUACAGUGUGGGAAGUUGAUUUGAGACGUUUUCAUUUGCAUCCAGAGGAUCUUCGAUACGAAAAGGCUGAGGCUGCAUAUAAAGGACUGCUUUCGAGCUAUCAGGAGAGACAAGAUAGUCGCCCUCCUGAUAAUAAAAUCAGCUCAACGACUAUUAUAUGUUUGGAAAAAUGGUUUUAUUUUAUUGAAUACUUUAAAGAUGAAACCAAAAGAAGCAUGUACAACGAGAAGGUGUACCAAUAUCACGAACGUGGACCCUUUGUUCAAGGCGAAGGCCGCCGAGGUGGUCAAGCUGGUCCCAAAAACAUCAAUUACAGCCAGAUAAGUGGUGAUGAAACAGAUGUGUGGCUUUCUUCCACACAAGAAGCCUCCAGUCAUGCUCUCAUUCGUGCUGGUUAUCGCACUUCUUUAAGUCUAUGGUGCAUGUCACCAGAAUUGGCUUUCAUCAGUGCUUUUGCUGAAUGUCGUUCUGUGAUUUUGGCAUCUGGCACGCUCUGUCCAGUGGAAACGUUAAAAACGGAGUUGGGGCUAAAGUUCCAUUCACAGGUAGUUGUGAAGGAACCGCGUCGUUCUUCGGAAUUACCGACUGUGAUGGAAGUUUACGAGGAUGCAGUAAGGAAUCCCGCCCGUUACGGCCGGCACGUUGACGGCGCCCUGAUGUUUGCUGUUUUCCGAGGAAAAGUGAAAGAGAAGAAGACAUAUAAUGACGAGUUUUGUAAAACUAAAGCUUUGCUCACUGGAGAUCAGUGGUACGUGUCGCAAGCUUAUCGUGCUCUGAAUCAAGCGCUUGGCAGGUGCUUACGUCAUCGAAACGAUUGGGGUGCUCUAGUGCUUGUCGAUGAGCGGUUGACAGCUCAAGCGGUGAGAUAUGGAGGAAGUCAGUUGAUACAAUUGUUCAACGGAGAAUGCAAGAAGGCAAAAGUAUUUUAG